AUGGUUUCCUUCAAGUUCUUGCUCCUCCUGUUGGUGCAGCUGGCGCUGGCGGCUAAAAUGUGUCCCCCAGAUCUGACCGACGCGGAAAUCUUCGAAGCUGCCAUGAAACAGGAAGGUCCUGAAGCAGCCCUAGAGCUUCUCCAAGUCCAGAGGGUGAAGGCCGACCACGCCUCGUCCAAGUGGCGCACGCGGCGCUGGGGCCAUGGGGGCCGCCGUUGGGGCCGCCGCCGUUGGCGUCGUCGUGGUUGGGGCGGAGGAGGUUGGGGCGGAGGAGGCUGGGGUCGGUGCGUUGACCGACCUGCUUGGAGUUUCGAGCCUCUUCGCCCGCCAGGUGAAAUUCCCGGUGCAGAAAGGCAAAGAGUUUGUUGUGGUGCCGAUCACACCUUCGCCAUUGUGAAUAUUUCUUGCGCCGAGCCGAGAGCCACCGCGGACGCGCGAGUCCCCUGCGUUCCAUAUGCCUUCGAGCACCCCAAGGCAUGCCCGAAGUUUGAACUCCCGUCGUUCGGUUGGGCGGAAACGUCUGAUUCUAUUCCAGGAAUGUCGCCACUGGAUUCCAGUGACGUGCCACCCUCGGUGGCUCAAGUGAUCCAUGUCUCUGUCGCCAAAGAGGAUGCUUCUGACAGCACCAGCACGGCUGACACCUCAAGCAGCGAGAACGAGAUCGAGCGGGAGGAAAUCAAUGUCCACUCAUGGAGCCUGGUGGGGCGCAAGAUCUUCCAGAGCCUUGCCGAGAUGGAGAGCGACGAUGAAUUUGAAGUGGAGCGGCCGGUCGAUGUGAAGUCCUGGAGCGCGGUUGGAGCCCGUAUCCACCAGCGUCUCGUGGACCUCGACGUCGAGGAGUGA
Durusdinium trenchii is the source of this 843-nucleotide messenger RNA. The record is from the annotation of a GenBank genome assembly. NCBI's taxonomy places the organism in Eukaryota, Dinophyceae, Suessiales, Symbiodiniaceae.